Messenger RNA from Lucilia cuprina (Australian sheep blowfly), 2866 nucleotides. RefSeq lists its product as uncharacterized. The record is from RefSeq and is a predicted model, not a curated record. NCBI's taxonomy places the organism in Eukaryota, Metazoa, Arthropoda, Insecta, Diptera, Calliphoridae. The coding region runs from base 949 to 2439 and encodes 496 amino acids. The transcript has 6 exons.
ACUGAAAACAGAAGGAAAAUAUAAAUAAAAACAAAAAUGAAAACGAAAAAACAAAAAAAAAAUAUUGAAACAAACUGAAUUCGAAAGAAAAAUGUUUCAGAAAAGAAAACACAACUGAAUAGAACUGAGCAACAGAUAUACCGAUCUUAAACAUUUUUUCAGAACAAAAACUUAAAACACAAAUCUCAUAAUCGCAAAAUCGUUAAAAAGAUCGGCUAUUUAAAUUUAGUAACGUUUAAAAUAUUUUCAAAAUCAAACAAAAUAAAAAAUUAUUAUUAAAAAAAAAGUGUUGUUUACAAAUCAAAUCUAUGACAAAAAUCUAGUCUCAAUGUACAAAAUAAUCUGCUAUAAAAUCAUUGUCUACGUUUUUAUAUAUUCUAUAUAAUUUUAAUAUAAAAAAAUACUUAAUAAUUACAAUACAAAUAUACCAGACAGUUUUGUAAAAAAAAAUAAAUUUAAUAAAAUAAGCUAAAUCAUCAAAUUUUUUAAAAACAAAAAUAUCAUAUAAAAAAACAUGCUUUUAAAUAGUACUUAAUAAUAACUACCAACCUGGAUACCCUGGAAUUUGUUUUAUAAAAAAAGUUUGACAACGUUGUAUAAACCGCCAUAUCAUUAUUAACAUUGUCAUAAACAUCAUUAUUAUCGUCAUUAUCAUCAUCGACAGGUCACCGUUUUAAUCAUCGUCAGUCAGUCAGUCAACAAGCAAAUAUAUCAACCGUUAAACAGUAAUCGACUAAAAUAACAAUAAUAAACCAACAACUACAAACUAAAGAGCAGCUUCAAAUGUUAGAUUACCAGCAGAAUCUAAUAAUAUUAUCAAGAGCAGGAUUUAACUUUUGAAUUAAUCAAAUUGAUAACCCACCAUAAUAUUUGCAUUAGUAAUCUCAACUAUUUGCUAAACAUUUGAAAAACGUUAGUUAACCACAAGUUCCAAUCACAUCAAUUCGAAUGCAAAAUACACAAAUUUGUGCAACGAUCGAUGAUCGUUCGUCAUCGACAUCUUUGAAAAUGGAAACACGAACACCCACCAGUGUCUAUCACCAUCAUCGGGCGCCCCGCACUCCAGAAAGUUAUUUCAAUGUACCCGAAUCCAUAGCCCUGCUAAAUAUUGUCAAAUCCGAAAGAAUACAAAGUGCAUUUCAAUCGAAUCGUAAAAAUCAUGCCAGUGUUUGGGAAAUGGUAGCCGAAGUCCUCAAUCGUUAUAGUGCACGCAAAAGAUCGGCCAAACAGUGUUGUAAUCGUUAUGAAAAUCUUAAGAAAAUCUACACACAAUUGAAAAAGAAUCCCGAACGACAUGUACGACGCAACUGGCCCUAUAUGUUUCUCUUCAAAGAGAUAGAGGAACAGAGGGGAGAAUGUUGGGGUUCGAAUAGCAAGCGUAUGGCUUUAAUAGCUAAAAAUCAAAAUGAAUUGUCGUACUAUCAUCGAAGGCGACAGGCAGCUGAGUUCGGAGCACUGCUGGAUAAACAGACACAAGCUGCUGUGGUGGCUCAACAUAAUUUAUUGCAAAGUUUAGCCGCAGUCCAUUCCAAUGAUUCGAAUAGUAAUUGCAAGUUGGAACGUUUUUUACCCAAUCAUUUUGUUGAGGCUCAACUGGGCAACGAUACCAGUAACACAAAUGGUCCCGAUGGAGUCUACGAUGACUCUUCACCUCUCCCCCUACAAGCAGCGCAUAAAGAUGGUAUACACGAAAUACCAGAUGAUUUACCAGAUAAUGCUACUGCUGCUGCCGCCGCUGCAGCAGCUGCUGCUCACAAUUUACUGCAGGCCCAUGUUAAUGGUGUAACGGCGGUUAAUACGAAUGAACUUAAAGAGUCUCUAGCUCAAGAAUAUGAAAAAGACUGCAAUGGUGCUCUCAACCUACAGACCAGUGACAAUAAUAAUGUCUCCAUGAAUUUUUCCAAUUCUUCCAGAUCGGAACCAAUGUCGGAUGGUGAAUUCAAUCCGGAUGAUAUACAGCUAAUGCAAACAAAUUAUAAUGGAUCACAAAACUACUACUCAAAUAAUAUGGAUCAUAAUAUUUUACAUCCCGAUGUUAUAGUCGAUACGGACAAUCUAUCCGAAUGCAGUAGUGGUGGCGGCUCGCCGAAACAUAAACGUAAACUAUCAACAUCAACCGAUGGUGAUAGUACGAACUAUGAAUUGAUCGAAUAUUUAAAGAGACGUGAAAAACGUGAUGAAGAAUUACUAAGACGUAUGGAUGCUCGAGAGGAGAGAUUGGUUAGUUUGCUAGAAAGAACCGUGGUCGCCAUAGAAGCUUUGGUGCAACACAAAUGCACACACCAUAACAACCCACCAACUGCCGAUAAAAUCGAAGUAGUGGAUAAAUCUAUAAAAAUCUGCAAUGGAAAUGCUACACCAUCUGAGGCUAAAGCAGCAGCAGCUGCUACAAUUGCUGCAGAUCCUAUUAUUUCAGAUGAUACCAGUGAAAAAGAUUGACUAAAUUAAUAAAUCAAACCAAAAAAUCAAUAUAAUACUCAAUAGGACUAAAAAUAGAACCAAAGAUUAAGAAGUUUUUACGAGAUUUUUUUAUACUUAAAUACUAACGAGUAUACUCGUUUUAUAAUUUAGAAUUUUAGUUUUAAUUUUACCAAAAAAAAAAUAAAAAUUAAACAAACUGUGUGCCAAAAAUUUACUUAAUUAUUUAUAGCUUUUAUUAUUUUUUUAAUUUGUUUAACUACUUUUACUUAAGUUUUUUCUCAAUUGUGUUGUCAUAAAACUCCUACUUUGUUAUGAGAUUAGUUUAAGUUUUAUUAUGUGUAAUAUUCUCUAUUUAAGUGCCUUAAAAGAACAACCAAAAACAAAUAUUUAUAAACAAAAAUCUGAUAUUCUAAAAAGAUCAAAUAAAUUUAAUAUUUACCUUUUU